UUAAAACAAUACUGUUUUUGCGUCGAUGUUCACACAUACGGAAAACUUGCAACAACAUGUCGAAGAAACAACCAAGCAAAAGCACAUUUUACUCAUUCUGUUUCGUUUCUGCGCUGGUUGGAGCUGAGUACGCUUUUAUCAUACCUUCAUUGUGGUACUACUUGAAAAAAGUGAUUCAAACGCAACAUCCUGAUGUUUUCUAUUCGCUUACCAUCGUUUCGUUUUACGUCAUGGCCAUAACUGGUUGUAUCACUCUACCAAAGUAUGUGAAUCAAACAAAAAGCCAUCGAAAGUCAUUAUUGAUACUCUGUGGAUGUGGAGUUGUUGGUAACGGCUUGUAUGCAAUUCCAAUCUCUGUAGGGUUUCCUCUACUUGGUAGAACACUUCAAGGUGUUUGCCAGGCCUCAUUACCAAUUAUGGCUGGACAGCUAGGAAGAAUUUAUUCAACGCAGGGUGCCAUUGGAAAGGUAGCAGCUUUAAAAUUAUGGAACUUUAUUACAUUGGUGUCUUUUCCUGCUUUGCACAUAAUGCUUGACCAUGUGGACUUGCAUGUUCUUGGUAUGAAAAUCAACAAUGCAAACAUCACAAGUUUGGUAUUGUGCGUGUUAUGGAUGUUAUGUUUGCUUGUUUCCUUUUUUAAUUUGGAUGACAUUUCAGCUGAUUACAACUGUUUUGAGGAUAAGAAUUAUGCUAGUUCAGGUUCCGAAACUGUGUCGGAACAAAAAAAGCAAAUGGAUAUGGAAAAUCUUCUCGCUGAGAAUAAUUCUAAAAUUUAUUCUGACGACUAUUUUGUCACUUCGCAACGAUACAACGCCGAAGAAACUGUUCAAUUGUCUAUUAAAGAAAAACCGAAUGCAAGUGGAAAUACUAAAGCUGAAGUUGCCACUGCUAAACGUCAGAAGGCUUUGCAUACAAUAAUGCAACUAUUCUACAAUUUAGAGCUGAAUGUUAUUAUUUUUACAAUCAUAUUAGCAAGGCUUCAAUCUUUGUAUUCAUCAGAUAUAGCAUUCUCCAAGGAUAAAAACUACAAUUUGUCGGAACCAAAAAGAAUGAGCUUAGUGCUUGGAUCAACUGGUGUAUGUUUCAUCUUAGUGUCGUCAUUUGUGAAAAAAUACGCAGUUGUCAAUGACAGUGAAAUAUAUAUCCAAGUGACUGUCAUAAGUUUUCUUGCAAGUGUACAGGCAUUUCUUAUUUCACUGUUAAGCCACGGCACUUUCAGUUGCCCUGUUUCCGCAACUCUAGCAAUUAUGUUAUGUUUGGCAUGGUGUGUUGAAGUGGUUUCACUUAGCAUAUUCCUCGCAGAUAUCUACCAUCCAUCAAAAGAAAGUCACGCGAAAAGCAAUGGUCAUUCAAUUAGUUUGAUGCUGUGUCUUGUUAUUGGUUUUUUCCCGUCAUUUAUUUAUCAGUUCCAAUUGAUUUGCAUCACGUUUGCAACACUUGUGUUGCUUUCUUUGUUUCUUGUGGUGGCAAGACGAAAACAGAUUUGCUCCUACAUGAGACUUUAGAUUUAGCUGUAAUUUCUGAACACGUUUCAAAAGGGAGAUAAACCCAGGUUAUUAUUUGUUAUUGAACUGGAUGAUAUUUUCUGAAUUUUAUAAAUAAAAUAUUUGAUUGCACGUAUUUUAUAAAACGAGUAAUGUCGGACCAUCUACAAUAUGUGAGCAACAAUUAGCGCAGCUUAAGAGUUUAAAUUUAAUAAUUAACCGAUGUCUUGUGAA
Messenger RNA from Hydractinia symbiolongicarpus, 1718 nucleotides. RefSeq lists its product as uncharacterized. The transcript is spliced from 2 exons. The coding region runs from base 57 to 1505 and encodes 482 amino acids. The record is from RefSeq and is a predicted model, not a curated record. Lineage: Eukaryota; Metazoa; Cnidaria; Hydrozoa; Anthoathecata; Hydractiniidae.